Messenger RNA from Aspergillus ochraceoroseus IBT 24754, 1290 nucleotides. RefSeq lists its product as uncharacterized. The record is from RefSeq and is a predicted model, not a curated record. Lineage: Eukaryota; Fungi; Ascomycota; Eurotiomycetes; Eurotiales; Aspergillaceae. The transcript has a single exon. Gene Ontology annotation, molecular function: protein kinase activity; ATP binding. Bases 1 to 1290 code for a protein of 429 amino acids. Gene Ontology annotation, biological process: protein phosphorylation; regulation of mRNA processing; spliceosomal complex assembly.
AUGAGCACAGGUCAGGUCUUGUACGAGCCUAUUGAGAGCGUGGAACGGAUGGAAUAUUAUCAGGAGGGUGGCUAUCAUCCUGUGGAAAUUGGCGACCGCUUUCACGGUCGCUACCGUGUCGUUCACAAACUCGGUCACGGCACAUACUCCACAAUCUGGCUAGCUCGGGACGAGAUAUCUAACCGAUAUGUUGCCGUUAAGAUUUGCACGGCGGAUUCGGACCCUCUUGAGACCGAUACACUGUCCGAGCUAUCAGAGCCUCUAAAGUCAUCAGAUAUAGGCACAACGAUGAUACCUUCUAUGUUGGAUCGAUUCAACAUCCAAGGCCCUAACGGUAACCACGCCUGCCUGGUGACAAGCCCGGCAAGAAUGAGCUUAUCUGAGGCAAAGAAUGGAUCAUGGAUAGGCCUUUUUCAGAUUGAUGUGGCUCGUGCGUUGGCGGCACAGCUCGCGACGGUGAUUCGGUAUAUGCAUUCAGAAGGCUUUGUUCAUGGAGACCUUCAUCGUGGAAACAUCCUCCUCCAACCCCAAUCUAACUUCGAUAAGUUAUCUACUAAGGAGCUAUAUGAGCUGUAUGGAGAGCCGGAACUUGAGCCAGUCAAUCGAUUAGAUGGCCAAACGCCUCCGCCAGGAGUCCCAAAAUAUGGCGUCGUACCUAUCUGGCUUGGUGAAUCAAGUGAAAAAGUAACACUCCCAGAAGCCAGGAUCAUUCUUGCAGAUUUUGGCCAGACAUUCUCUCCAACACGAGAGAAGAGAUUUGAGUCGCAUACACCCCUUUUAAUAAGACCCCCCGAAGCUCGAUUUGAGCCGACAAUGCCGCUCACUUUCUCAUCUGAUAUCUGGACGCUUGCAUGUACUAUCUGGGACAUCGUCGCCCAACGGUCCCUAUUCGAAGGCUUCCUCACAAACGAAGAUGACAUGACUUGCCAGCAAAUCGCAGCACUGGGCCCGCUCCCGACUGAAUGGUGGGAAAAAUGGGAGGGCCGUGGAAACCACUUCACUGACGACGGCGAGCCAAAUAACCGAGUUACAUCCCAGUAUAGGUCCUUAGAGGAUGCGUUCGAAUUAAAUAUCCAGCAACCGCGGAGUCAGGCGGGGAUGCCGCCACUUGGAUUAAGUGAGCGAGAUGCUCUCUUCGCGAUGUUGCGUCCAAUGCUUUCUUUCAAGCCUGAGAAUCGCUCGUCUGCUCAGCAGGUUCUUGAAUCGGAAUGGAUGGUGAAAUGGGCUAUUCCCGAGUAUGAGAGGAUCCGGAGCUCACAGGACAGCUAUAGUGGUCGCAAUUUUACAUAG